Molecule: messenger RNA, 640 nt
Organism: Caenorhabditis sp. 36 PRJEB53466
Lineage: Eukaryota; Metazoa; Nematoda; Chromadorea; Rhabditida; Rhabditidae
Source: the annotation of a GenBank genome assembly
AUGCAUUCGCUCGUUUUCCUGCUAUUCGCGUCCGUCGUUCAUUCGUAUCUCCCGCUCAAACCGGGCACCAAUUUGGCCGAAGAACAGUUUCUGAAGAAUCGAAACGAAACGGAAACGGAAGGUUCCGGAGAGGAAAUCGGUGAGGGACCAGAGAAAAGAGUACGGUAGAACGAGCGAUUCUUUCCAGAACAGUUUCUGAUUUCCGAGAACUCCACAGCCUUUUCUGCUUCUCCGACCACCACUUUUCCCUCGAGUUCUGUCCCGCCUGUACCCAUAAAAUGCUAUGAUAUUUCAAAGAAAUGCUCCAAGAUCAAAAGCCUGUGCACUCGUCAGGAAUACCGAACUGUGAGUGUUUCUUCCGAGUUCUAACCGGUCCGUUCCCUCCAGAUAAUGGUCCGUCAGUGCGCCAAGACGUGCGACGCGUGUGCCCAAUUCGCGAGACUUCCGCACGCCGCCCGAUGCCGCGACUCUUUCCACAGGUACCUAAACAAGAAAUGGAUAAAAGUUCGAAAGUGUUUUUGACCGAAUAAACCCUUUUUGAAGCUGUCCGAUUUGGGCCAAGAAUGGUUUCUGCCACACGACUUAUUACACUUUGGAAGAGCGCAAAGAUUCGUGCCGCAAGAGUUGUGAGGACUGCUGA